This is a messenger RNA of Oryzias melastigma (Indian medaka), 993 nucleotides long. Its product is annotated as galactose-specific lectin nattectin. The record is from RefSeq and is a predicted model, not a curated record. Gene Ontology annotation, molecular function: signaling receptor activity. Lineage: Eukaryota; Metazoa; Chordata; Actinopteri; Beloniformes; Adrianichthyidae.
AUUAGCACCACAAUCCACAGUUGCAGAGGUAUGGUCAUUCAAAGAACAUCAGAUUCGUUAAACCUAACAAACCAUUUUAUUCUGUCAGUCCAUCACUUAAGUCGGAUGAAGACCUUCUGUUAAAUAUCCUCAUGAUACCAUACCUGUAAAUGAAGGUUGUAGAAGAAUUACUAAUUUUGGAUGAUUUCAACUGUUUCUUGAAAAUGAGGAAACAUCUACCCGUAUGAUGCCAUCGUGGUCAGACAUGAGGAUGAUAAGUCUGUACCAGCUUCUUAUCUUCUCUUGUCUGCUUUGUAGUCGUUCCUCAAUGUGUGGACGAUGAGGAGAUAAGGAGCUGUAUAAACCAGCUUGUUUCCUUCAGAUGAAGGUAGCCGGUUGGGCCUGACGAGAAAGAGUCUUUGGGGUUUGAACCAACCGACUCCUCGAUGAUGGCGAUGAUGAUGAAGUUGGCCGUGCUUGUACUCGUUUGUGCCGCCGUGGCACAGACCAGAGCAGACGCUCCUGAGGAUGCUUCCCCUGAACCAGCUGAAGGAAAUCUGGUGUUGGAAAAGAAACGGCUGCUUCUUCCUCGGCUUCGACUUCGAUUUCCUUUUUUUCGGUUUCCAAUAAAACUUCUUCUUCAGCUUCUAAGGAAACGUCGUUAUUGGCGUCUAAGACCACUUUUUAGAUUCUGUCUAAAACCACGUCCAAAACCACGUACAUACUUCCGGUACUAUUCAAGUCCGAAGACUUGGUCUGAAGCUGAGAAGUUCUGCCGGUCCAUUGGGGGAAACCUGGCCUCGGCUAGAAACCGGUUCGAGAACAACAAGCUUCUGAGGCUGAUAAGGCAGAAAAAAGGCCGUUACAGAUAUACUUGGAUCGGAGGCUCUGACGCUCAGCAGAAUGGAAUUUGGUUUUGGAGUGAUGGGAGCAACUACCAGUACACCAACUGGUGUCGCGGACAGCCCAACAACUUCCGUGGCAAGCAGCACUGCUUGCAGUUGAGUUUUACAG